GGCCAAGCACAUUGGGACUGUGGGUGUAACCGGGGGUUGUAUGGUAUGGUCAUUCACCUUUCACGGAAUCUCUCAGUAGCAGCAGCAGCUUAUUCUUCUCGGCCAUGGCAGUAGGGGCAGCAGUCUGCUACUGCUCAAACCUCAAGCCCUCCCCAUUUCUUGGCCAUUUCCCAUACCACCAAGGAAAAUCACCCUCUGGACAAGGCAUUAAGAAUUCAGUUCAUGCAUCUAGAAUCAGUGCACUGUUUUGGGGAGCUAAGAAGGCUGUGGAACCAACUGAAAGGGACCUUUCUCUGGGAGAGUUCAUUUUGACAGGGUCAGGCCCAGAGGGAGUUUCAGAAAAUCAGGUGGCACCAAAGAAGAUAUCACUUUCAGUGGUUUCUUCAAUCUUAGAUGUUCCGUCUCAAGAUUGGGAUGCAUGCAAUAUGGAUCCUACGGGUCCUGAAAAAUUUAAUCCAUUUCUUACCCAUGGUUUUCUUUCAAGCUUGGAGGAGACAGGGUGUGCAGUGAAGGAAACAGGAUGGAUGCCACGGCACAUCAUUGCUAAGGAUGAGUGUGACAAUAUAUUAGGUGUUGUUCCACUUUAUCUUAAAAGCCAUUCUUCUGGAGAAUUUGUUUUUGAUUAUUCCUGGGCUGAUGCCUACUACAGUUAUGGUUCAAGAUACUAUCCAAAGUUACAAUGUUGUGUACCUUUUACUCCAGUCACUGGUCAGAGGAUUUUAGUCCGUAAUAACUCAUACAAAGAUCAAGUCUUUGAUAGCUUAGUCUCUGCAAUGAAGGAUCUGACGGCCAAGUUCCAAGUUUCAUCACUACAUGUUACCUUUCCGACCGAAAGUGAGUGGGACAAAAUGAAGGAAAAAGGUUUUCUCCAGAGGACUGGGAUGCAAUAUCACUGGAAAAAUCGUAAUUACAAAAAUUUUGAUGAGUUCUUGAUGGACAUGAAGCAAAGUAAAAGGAAAAAUAUUCGUCAAGAGCGCAAAAAGAUUUCUACACAAAACUUAACAAUGAAACGGCUUCGGGGAUAUGAAAUAAAGGCUAAGCACUGGGAUUCCUUUUACAAGUUCUAUAGGAACACCACUGAUAACAAGUGGGGUAGUCCUUAUCUAACGAGAGAUUUCUUUCACAACAUGGGAUCAAAGAUGGAAGAUCAAGUACUACUUGUUGUUGCUGAAGAAGGGGAUGAACUUGUUGCAGGAGCUCUCAAUCUUAUUGGAGGAGAUACUUUAUUCGGCCGCUUAUGGGGAUGUCUCCCACGAGCUUAUUAUCCUAGCUUGCAUUUUGAAGCAUGCUAUUACCAGGCAAUAGAAGCAGCUAUUGAACUUAAUUUGAACAAAGUAGAGGCAGGAGCUCAAGGUGAGCAUAAGAUUCAGCGCGGUUAUAUGCCUGUGACAACUUACAGCUGCCAUUACUUUCUGGACAAGGGUUUUGAGAAAGCCAUAAACGAAUUUUUAGUGCGUGAAACGGCUCAGGUUAAGCUUGUUAUGAAACUAUUACACGAAUCCGGUCCUUUCAAGGAUGGUAUACAAACAUAAAAUUGAAGUAUGACUCCUAAACCCUAAUUUAGUUGAAAAUAAAUCAGUGCAUACCUAGAUUUUAUUGUAAAGGUCUUCUUGUACAUGUCAUGAUCAUAUCAGGAAACUUGACCAAAUGUUUUUUUUUUUGUACAUAAUAUAGCAAUGAGAUUACACUGCAAACACAUCCCUAUUUAAUUGCUGAAUUAGGGUUUACCAUGGACCUCCCUGGGCAAGUUUCUGAAUUCAUGUCUAGGGUUCUUAUGAAACUUCAUAUGAUAUGAUGUUCAUAACCUGGAUUGGAAAAUUUUCAUAAUAUUUGCUCUUGAUGGUAUCAAAACUUUUGUGAAGCUUUUCA
Messenger RNA from Vitis riparia (riverbank grape), 1869 nucleotides. RefSeq lists its product as uncharacterized. The coding region runs from base 105 to 1532 and encodes 475 amino acids. The record is from RefSeq and is a predicted model, not a curated record. NCBI's taxonomy places the organism in Eukaryota, Viridiplantae, Streptophyta, Magnoliopsida, Vitales, Vitaceae. The transcript is spliced from 12 exons.